Messenger RNA from Cavenderia fasciculata, 471 nucleotides. RefSeq lists its product as uncharacterized. The record is from RefSeq and is a predicted model, not a curated record. Lineage: Eukaryota; Evosea; Eumycetozoa; Acytosteliales; Cavenderiaceae. The transcript has a single exon. The coding region runs from base 1 to 471 and encodes 156 amino acids.
AUGCCAAACAAUUUUUCAAACGGAAAUCUUUUUGGUUUGGAUUCUUUGGCAUCUUCACCAUUUACUUUUAAUAACACUAAUACUAAUAGUAAUAAUAACACCAAUUCCACUAAUCAACAAAUUCAACAACAACAACCACAACAACCACAACAACAACAACAAUUUUAUGUUCAACAACAACAACAACAACAACAACAACAACAACAACCAAUUCAAACUACAUCAGUUCCAUAUGUUAAAGAAGAAACUUCUAUCCAAGGUUUGGUAGAGGAUAACAAGGAUUUACAAACAUUCCUUGAUCAAGAUAUUUUGCUUGGACUUCGUCAAUCUGAUUUCAAGGCAUCCAAAUUGGAUGGACAAUCCCUUGGCAUCUCACAAUCACUUUUGACCAAUGACACACCAAACUUCUUUUCCAAUCCCAACUCCAACUCUGGAGAUCAAUCCAAAAAUGAUUUUGGAUUAUAUUAUUAA